Malassezia japonica is the source of this 1656-nucleotide messenger RNA. RefSeq lists its product as uncharacterized. The record is from RefSeq and is a predicted model, not a curated record. Gene Ontology annotation, cellular component: membrane. Bases 1 to 1656 code for a protein of 551 amino acids. The transcript is spliced from 4 exons. Gene Ontology annotation, biological process: transmembrane transport. Gene Ontology annotation, molecular function: transmembrane transporter activity. Lineage: Eukaryota; Fungi; Basidiomycota; Malasseziomycetes; Malasseziales; Malasseziaceae.
AUGUCGGCUACUCCGGAAAAAAAAGUGGAUGAAUUUGGUGACAGCUACAAGCGCAGCCAAAAUGAAGUUCUGUUCAACACUAGGGAGGCCGUUCUGAAGGAGGCUGGCGAGCACUCGGUCAACGUCCGCCUUGCCAACCCCCUCUUGGGUCUUCCUUUUGAAAAGAUUGAUGCGGAUGUGUCCGACUUUGCUGCUACGCAUGGCCUCGAAGAAUACCGCGAAGUCCUGCUCAAGGGCGCGCUGUGCGCCCAGGCGCAGGCCUCGGGCGACUACGAGUCGAUUACGCUCCUCACCGAGGAGGACCGUGCCGCUCUGCGCCACGAGAAGGAGCACCGCUGGUCGCAGCCCUUCACGCUCUACUGGCUCGCGAUCUGCUGCAGUGUCGCUGCUGCCGUACAGGGUGCCGACGAGUCGGUCAUCAACGGUGCGCUGCUCUUCUUCCCGGUUCAGUUUGGUAUUGGCUGUUCCAAGGGCAGCAAUGAUCCACUCUGCACCCCUGAUAAAAUCGAGCGUGACCAGUGGCUCGGUGUUACCAACUCGUGGAGACACAUGUUCAUUGCUCGUCUUGUUCUCGGUCUUGGUAUCGGCCCCAAGUCGGCUACGGUUCCCAUGUUUGCGGCUGAGGUUCCUCACAUCACUGGUCUGAACUGGCGCCUGAUGAUGGGAAGUGCUGCUAUCCCUGCCCUUUUCGUCAUGGUUCAAGUGAUGUUCUGCCCCGAGUCGCCCCGUUGGCUCAUGAAGAAGGGCAAGUACCAGCAGGCUAUGCAGUCGUUCCUGCGCCUUCGCAACACGCCGCUGCUUGCUGCUCGUGACCUCUACUUUGCCCACUGCAUGCUGCAGGAGGAGGAGAAGAUCCGCCGUUCUAAGGGUCCUUUCCCCUUCUUGGAGCUGUUCACUGUCCCCCGUAACCUGCGUGCCACGAUCGGUGCUACGAUUGUCAUGUUCGGCCAGCAGUUCUGUGGUGUGAAUGUCAUUGCCUACUACUCGAGCUCCAUCAUCAAAAAUGUGGCUAACGCUUCUGACAUCAACGCCCUGCUCGGUAGCUGGGGCUUCGGUAUGCUCAACUUCCUCUUUGCCAUUCCUGCCUGGUACACGAUUGACACGUUCGGUCGCCGCAAUCUUCUGCUGGUUACGCUUCCAUUCAUGGCCAUUUUUCUUCUGAUUACUGGGUUUGCCUUCUGGAUUCCGAGCGAACAGACUGAUGCCAAGCUUGGCGUGGUGCUGAUGGGCAUUUACGCUUACGCUUGCUUCUACUCGCCCGGUUUUGGUCCCGUUCCGUUCACCUACGCAGCCGAGGCCUUCCCCCUCUACAUCCGUGAGCUUGGUAUGACGUACUCGACGGUCGUACUGUGGUUCUUCAACUCGGUGCUUGCCAUUACCUGGUUCCGUAUGGAGGAGGUGUUCAAGCCCCAAGGUGCCUUUGGCUGGUACGCCGCUUGGUGUGUAAUUCUGUGGAUCCUCACCUUCUUCCUUCUCCCCGAGACCAAGGCCCUCACUCUGGAGGAGCUCGACAUUGUGUUCAGUGUGCCGACCAAGAAGCACGCCAGCUACCAAUUCCGCCAGAUUCCCUACUAUAUCAAGCGCAACAUCCUCUUCCAGAAAGGCGCCAAGAAGGAGCAGCUGUACACCCUGGAGGACAGCGUGAACCGUGCUUAA